Molecule: messenger RNA, 678 nt
Organism: Ramularia collo-cygni
Lineage: Eukaryota; Fungi; Ascomycota; Dothideomycetes; Mycosphaerellales; Mycosphaerellaceae
Product: related to Copper homeostasis protein CutC
Exons: 1
Coding region: 1-678 (225 amino acids)
Molecular function (GO): copper ion binding
Source: RefSeq, a predicted model, not a curated record
AUGCUCGAGGUGGCAUGUUUCAACGUCGCAUCCGCCAUUGUAGCGGCCGAGAAUCAUGCAGAUCGCAUUGAAUUGUGUGAGGACCAAGCUGCAGGAGGAACGACACCGUCACUGGACUGGCUCAUCCAAGUCAAGGCUCGAGUCUCAAUUCCAGUCUUUGUGAUGAUACGACCUCGUGGCGGGGAUUUCGUAUACACAGAGGCAGAGUUCGCACGCAUGCAAGAAGAACUUCAAGCCUUUAAACAGAGUGCAGACGGCUUCGUCUUCGGCAUUCUUGACAGCGAGUCGAAGGUCGACAAGUCCAGGACAGCGGAACUCGUUCGCUUCGUCCACCCGAAGCCUUGUACCUUUCACAGGGCGUUUGACCAGACAUCCGAUCACUAUGCUGCACUAGAGGAUGUUAUCACCACAGGUUGCAAGGCCAUUUUGAGCUCGGGGGGACAGCCAACCGCGCUCGAGGGGAUCAACGUCCUCGGCGAGCUGGUCAAGAAGGCUGGAGAUCGGAUUGUCAUAAUUCCGGGUGGAAGUGUACGAGCAGCGAAUUCGGCUCGCAUCCUGCAAUCAACGGGAGCAAAAGUUCUGCAUUCUUCCUGCUGUCCUUCCAGCACYUCAUCCGCGAUCACCGCCGAGCUUCCUGAUGUUGCAGAAGUCAGGGGAAUGGUGCAAUCGCUGCAGUGA